UAUCAGCUCCAGGAUCCAACCCUCGGUGCCUGGGACCAGCCUCACCUGUCAUAUGCCCGGGCCAGAUUGCAGCAGGCCAGAGAUCAGCUGCGGCGGCUUGUGGCAGAGAUGGCCACAUCUGCCCGCCCGGUGGGCGUGACGGGCGUGUGGGAGCCAGAGACAAGGGCCAACCAGGCAGCUGGCCGCCUGUGUGAACGCCUGUCGCCUGCUCUGCUGCUGGUACCAGACCAGAGUCUGUUUUGGGACUCUGUCCUGAACCAGGUGGUGGUACCCCUGUACAGCAUCAGCCCAGCCGCCACAAUGGCGGCCAAGCGCUCAUGGGCCCGCCUGCAGGCGACACUCACCGGGCCCGACCUGCUCAGCCAGCUGCAGCAGGCGUUUGCCACGCUGCCUGAGUUUGAGUGGGCAGUACAGGACAUGACCAGCAAGCUGUCAGAAGCGUCUGAUCGCCAGGGCAUGGUGGCGCUGAUGCAGGGGCAGCAGGCUCAAAUACAACAGCUUGCCAGUGGCUCCCGACAGCAGCAGGCACCAGCAGCGCGCAUGGCGGCUGCGUGGACGG
Molecule: messenger RNA, 559 nt
Organism: Monoraphidium neglectum
Lineage: Eukaryota; Viridiplantae; Chlorophyta; Chlorophyceae; Sphaeropleales; Selenastraceae
Exons: 1
Source: RefSeq, a predicted model, not a curated record